Trichogramma pretiosum is the source of this 8544-nucleotide messenger RNA. It is a transcript of the gene hts, whose product is annotated as protein hu-li tai shao. Gene Ontology annotation, molecular function: actin filament binding. Lineage: Eukaryota; Metazoa; Arthropoda; Insecta; Hymenoptera; Trichogrammatidae. The record is from RefSeq and is a predicted model, not a curated record. The transcript is spliced from 17 exons. Gene Ontology annotation, cellular component: postsynaptic density; plasma membrane; cytoskeleton. The coding region runs from base 1317 to 8531 and encodes 2404 amino acids.
CCCGCACCAAAGGCGGACGACGUCGCUUUUAAUCGUACAACACAUCCGUGUCUCAGUUCCGUGUGUGUGUGUGCGCGUGUGUGCGCGCGUGUAUCAUAUUAUAAUACCUCUGUGCCCCGUAGCAGGCGCAGCACUCGGCCAGCGGCAGCACUCAGCAGCAUUGCCCGAGCUGAAUCAGUCACGGAGCGUGUGUCGUAAGGAUCGCACGAAGUCGUUUACAACACACCACCACCACCACGCACUGCCGCAACUUUCGGUAGUAAUAUAUUAAAUAACUACUCGCACCGCCCCGCGCAGUAGUUUUUUCAACGUUCUUGUGUGUGUGUGUGUGUGAGUGCACGCGCCCUCGCCGAUAUCUCUGUCUCUCCCUCUCUGGUGUGCAGCGGUGUGCAGUGUGCUCUGCUCUUGUGUGUAUACCAGUGCAGUGCAGUGCGCGCGCGACAGAGCCAAUAAUAAUAAUAACAACAACGACAUCAUCGUGGUGGAUUUUCCCUCGUAUACUCGCUCGUUUGUUUUUUCGUUCGCUCGCUCGUUUAAAGCGAGUGUAUAACGAGUUAAAUUUUUGAUUUCGAACGCACGCAACAACGACGAAAGGUUCCGGUGUGUGUGUGCGCGCGCGCGUGUGUGAAAAUGCUCUUGGUGCAGUUCUGAAAGUUUUUCUUCUCUCGCGUAUUUUAUAUAUUUGCCGUCGAGCGGAUAUAUAACAAUAUAUAAUAUUUUGUGUUCGUGUGUGUGUGCGCGCGCAAAAUUCGAGCCUACGCUAAGCUAGCCGCGCGCUCGUGAUCUCGUGUGUGUUUAUAAUUUUACAUCUAUAAUAAUACAUAAUAAACACGAGCAGCAACAACAACGACUCUCUUUCUUACGCACUACUGAUCUUCGACCCGCGAACAUAGAGAGAGAGAGAGAGGACGACGACGUGCAGUCAUCGUCGUAUCGCAGCAGCAGAUAGCAGCAGCGAAUUGUGUGUGACGGGCAGCAGCGGCGAGAAUCGAGAAAGGAGUAUAGUGCUGUAUGGAGUAGUGUGCCGUGUGUGCGCGAAAGAAGAAGAAGAAGAAGUAUACGUAUUAUAGAAGAGGAGAGAGGGAGGCUGUUCGCCGCACGGACGACGCAUAUAGAUAUAUAUACGAUAUAAAACACAGACACACACACGCAGAGAGGCGCGCGCGGACCGAAUAAAAAUCCACCAUCCGCCGCCCAGGGUCGCCGCAUUUUAUCAUCAGAGAGACCGUAGCUCGAUCUGCCAAAAUCACCCGAGCAGAGCGAAAAUCGUCUGCCAAGCAAUAACUUCGCCAUAGACGGAUUUACUAGACGAUAAAAUGGCUGAUUCGAAUCAACAAGAGGAGAUACACGAGGUCCAGACCAAUGGGGCCGUCGACGGCCUUACCGAGGAAGAGAAGGCCAAAAUGAGACCCGCCGACAUCGAAGCUGACGUGAGAGACAUGGAGAGAAGAAAGCGCGUCGAGGCGAUGAUGAGCUCGCGCUUGUUCAGAGAAGAGCUAGAGCGAAUCAUCGAGACGCAGAUGAAGGACGGCUCGGCUCCGUCGGGAAUUCUGCAACAGAUCUCCGAGAUGAUGGGCAUCCAAGGAUCGCGCUUCAAUUCCAACGGAUUCAAAAAUUCGAAUUGCGUGCUGCCCAUCAACGACAUCCGCGGCGUCGAGAGCAUGGGCUACGCCAAGGGCGAGAAGAACGCGCGCUGCAAGCUCGCCGCCGUCUAUCGGCUCAUCGACCUCUACGGCUGGACGCAGGGCGUCAACGGCAUGAUAACGGCCCGCCUGAGCCAGGACAAGGAGCACUUCCUCGUGAAUCCCUACGGGCUGCUCUAUCACGAGAUCACCGCCUCGAGCCUGAUCAAGGUCGACAUGCAGGGCGGAGUCGUCGAGCAGGGCACGACGAACUUCGCCAUCCACAUGGCCAGCUACCAGCUGCACUCGACCGUACACGCGGCCCGGCCCGACAUCAAGUGCGUCGUGCACAUCGCCACGCCCUCUGUGACCGCCGUGUCGUCGACCAAGGCGGGCGUGCUGCCGCUCAGCCAGGAGAGCAUCGUCAUCGGCGAGGUGAGCAGCCACCACUACAUCGGCGGCGGCGCCAGCCUGCUGGAUCCCGACGAGCGCGACAGGCUCGCGCGCAAUCUCGGCCCCGUCAACAAGGUCAUACUGCUGGCCAACCGGGGCGCCCUGUGCUGCGGCGAGACCAUCGAGGAGGCCUUCUACAACGUCUACAACACGGUGAUCGCCUGCGAGACCCAGGCCAAGCUCAUGACCCUCGGCAUCGACAAUCUCACCCUCAUACCGGAGGAGGCGCGCAAGGCCAUCUUCGAGGCGUCGCGCAAGGCCCCGGUGCCGCCCCAGGGCAGCGUGUCCGAGUCGGCCGCCCUCGCCGAGAAGCUUGAAAAGCGCUGGCGCAUCGGCGGCACCGAGUUCGAGGCGCUCAUGCGCAUGCUCGACAAUGCAGGUUUUCGUACUGGUUAUCUCUAUAGAAAUCCAUUGAUUAAGUCCGAGCCUCCCAGGCCGAAGAACGACGUGGAAGUACCACCAGCAGUUUCAUCUCUUGGCUUUUUACUCGAAGAGGAAGAGCUUUUCAAGCAAGGAUUAUGGAAGGGUGGACGAAAAGUAGGGCAGAGAACGCGUUGGCUGAACUCACCACACUCCUACCAGAAGGUAGAAAUUUUAGAAACCGGUACACCAGAUCCAAAGAAGAUUACCAAGUGGGUAUCUGAUGGCUCACCGACGCACAGUAGCACACCAGUCAAAAUCGACGGCGCUCUGCAGUUUGUUCCCAAAAAUACCAAUCCAAAAGAAUUUAAGCAGCUCCAACAACAGAUCAAAGAUUACCGAAGAGCAGACAAAAUUUCAGCCGGUCCACAAUCACACAUUCUUGAAGGUGUAACGUGGGAAGAAGCAAAAAAAAUGCAGGAUGCAACAAUUAGUGGAACCGGAGAACAAGUAGUGCUCGUUGGAGCCGCCAGUAAAGGUAUUAUUCAAAGAGGUUUCCAACAUAAUGCUAUGGUUUACAAAGCACCUUAUGCGAAGAAUCCUUUCGAUGCCGUCACUGAUCAGGAACUUGACCAGUACAAAAAAGAAGUUGAGCGAAAAACUAAAGGAGAUCCCUAUGACGAAUCACAAUCAGAAUCUGAAGCUCUAUCAUCGUUUAAUAUUACUAGCACAGCUAAAAGCCCAGUCCAGUCUCCAGUUUCAGUUACGUCAGAAACAGAAGAAGAAAGUAGAGAUGAGCCAAAAGUAUUAUACAUAGGAACCAAACAAGUGCCUGCACCAAGUCAACCAGAAGUUGUUCUUAGUGAUGACAAAAACGUAAAUACGGUGACAGCUAACCCAGUAGAACUUCAAGAGAUAAUAAAAUCUGAACCUUCAAAAGUUCAGACUGGAUCUAAUAUUAAAUCAGUGAACGCUGCUUUUAUCAACGAACUACGUCGCUCCGAAAUGAUGAACCGUAGCAAUGCAAAUGGACGAGGAUUAUCCGGAGUUUCAAGUCUCAGCAGCAGAAGCGACGUCAGUUGUACCACAGAAGAUAAUCGUUUGACUUCCUUGAACAGACCACAGUAUCCUCCUUGUUAUCUCGAAACAGCCCGAACUCGAGAGCUUCCACGUCCUGAACACUACUAUAAGUUAUUUAGUCCUCCACUUCAGAGAAUUCAUGCCGCAAGGGUUAAGUUUCUGAAAGAAGCUUUUUGUGGUAUCAAGACAGAAGAAGAAGAAGCGGAAAAAAAUGUUCAAGAAGGCUCGAGUACGGAAAUCAAGACAGAAUUGAAUGACGUUGAAUGCAAGUCAAACAGUAGCAUGAACUUUGCUGAAAAAGUCUAUAUACCAGUUGAAAAUGCCGUUGUUAAUGAGCCAAUUAGCAACGAAAGGAGCAGUACAGAGAACAGUGAUUUAGAAAUCACUGAAAAGAUGGGUGAAUCAAAUUCAAAUUCUUCAGACAGUUUGGAAGAAAAGACAUUUGUUUCUGAGUUAUUCAUAGAUAUAAAGGACGAUAAUGAGAAGACUUACUGUUCUGCAAUAAACAUUCCACUUGAUGAUUACAGAAGAGAAGAAUUUGCGAAUGAAGUCGAGACAAAACAUCCAGAAGAAUCACACGAUUCAGACUCAUUACCAGAAACGGAAACAAAUAAUUCCUUGUCUCCAAAUCAGCUCGACUAUAGUAAUCGUACAAGAAGAGUUUAUUAUGCCAAAGGCCGUAAAUCUUCAACUGCAGAAGAAUCCUUCGAUUCAGAACAACAAGAGCUUCAACGUAAUUCUACGUUAUGCGAGAGCGAUAACAAUAGUAAUGAAAAUUAUAUUAGCGAAUAUAAUGUAGAAUUUCCAGGCAGUUACGUUUUAUGCAAAGAAUCAAAGGGUAGUGAUAUUGAUACACAAAAUGACCUUGAAACAGAAAAAGUAGAUAAUGAAAUUAUUGAUAAAGAUGAAUAUGAAUAUGACUACCUCUGCGAAGGCUUUUUUGAUACUCAAAGUAUCAAAGAUUUACCAAUCAAUGAAGCUAUCGAAGAAUGCUCCUACAGUAGUAAUGCACUGGCAGAUAAACAAGUUGGCUCUCAAAAUUCCUCAAGACAUGGUUCAAUUGCAUCUUUGAAUGAUUUGGAUGGAUCAAAAACUGACAACAAAGAAUCUGAAGUAGUUGAAAUUGAUUUGAAAGACGAAGUAAAAAGUAACAUGGGCGAAUGUGACGAACAAUGCGAUAAUAUCGAUUAUGCAUGGGAGCCAGAAUGCAAUGAGAUGUAUGAUCUCACCCAUUUUAGCUUCGGAAAUGAAAGUUUCUCAAACCAGAGUUUCGGUCUUCAAAGAACUGGCCCUGCAUGCGAAGAUCUUACUCGCAUCGACGAAUUGGAUUCCGUUCGACGCGACAGCUUAGUAAAUGUUAUUAUUAGUAUGAAUGGUAAUAUAACUCCAAGCAAAUUUAAUUUAGAUCCUAUUCCUCGAACCGAAAAUUCAACACAGUAUAAUUUGAGCCCUGAAAACAUGAAAGAGAUUUACAGUAUUACGCCACAAUGUGAUGAUACAUUAGCCACCGAUUCAACUUCCUCUACUUCUGGCAGUAGUAAUGACAUCGAUCAAUGUCGCAUCAAAGAAAGUUACGAUCAAAAAAUGCAUGAUGUCAUUAAAGAAGAAACAACAGAAGAAGUAGCAGAAGAAAUAGCGGAAGAAAUAGCAGAAGAUGAAUCUGCGAUUUUAGAGCUACUCAACCCAGUGGACGACGAACUUUUUCAUAAACAAAUGUCUACAUCAUUCGAGGAAAUUCACCAAGAAUUAUCAACAGCAAAUGUAAAGAAGGAAGCUAUAAAGUUUAUUAAAGAAAUAUUGGAUGAAGUUUCCAAAAUGAAUCUACUCAGAGGCCAUUAUAAAUCAAAACAAGAAAUUCAAAGAGAAGUACGUGAAAGGAUGGAAUCUAUUAAAAUGGAGAGGAAAAUUACUAAUGAUAUCAUUCAAAAGUCAUCAAUAAAAAAUGAACUUCUUUCUGAAACAGCACAAGUUUAUAGUACUUUUAAAGUCAAUGAACCAACAGAACCGGUAGAUGGUGUCUAUGUAGUUCAUGAACUCAUUCAUCAUAUAGUUAAUAAAAAUGACAAUGAAGAUAACAUCGAUAGGAGUGACAGUCAUAUUUGUCAAAAGGUUGCUGAUAAAGAAUAUAAGGAAACUACAAAUACUAAAUUGAAAGAGCUCAGAAUUGAAUAUGAAAUAAAAGAUGAAAGGAGUCUCAUGUCAACUGCACCGACAACCACAGCUAUAGAGUUGCCUCCCAAUUCAAUCAAUUCAUCAAACCAAACUUUAGAUGUUGCUUCAGAACCUGAAUACGAUGACGUUUAUCCUUUUGACAAUGAAAAAAUUAUAGAAUCUACAGCUCCUGAUUGUGAUUCCAAUAACAAUGAUACUAAGAACAAUGUUUCUAAUAAUAGUUCCGUCAAUUCUACUGAAGAAGAAGUACAUUUGCAGAGUACUAACUUGCCAUUUGUAUCGACGAAUUAUAUUUUUUGUACAGAAAGUUACGAUUUUGGUGAUCAAGAGGCUGUAGAAUCCACUGAUAGUGAUACUAAAUCUGAUGACAGCAAAGAAAAGCCAAAGGAUAUUGAAUUUGGUUCAAAUGAUUUACGAUACAGUUUUCGUCCUCACUAUGAACCAAAAAGUGGAGAUAUCUAUAUCAAUUGUAAUGAAGCGUCCUUCAAUGAAGCACUGAAAGAAAAAAGUUGGAUUGUAAAUCAUCCGCAUUUAAUUACAUCUGUAAAAAGCGAUAACGAUAGUGAUCGCGAUGAGCUUUCAGUGAUAAAUAAAAUACAUUCUACAGAAGAACUCAAUAUUCCUGUCAUUUCGACGGAAUCGCAUCAUUUGGACGAGCAAGAAACUUCAGGAUCUAUAGAUAACGACAUUAAAUCGGACUACAGCAUAGAAAAAGAAGAAGAAGAUGUUGAAAUUUCUCACUAUCAUGCUCAGUAUGAUGAUCGCCCAAAAUUGAAACGCAGGCGUGGAAUAAGUGAUAACAUUGAUUGUGAUGAAACAGCCCAUCCUUCUGAAUCGAGUAAGAAAAGUAAAUGGUCUCUGAGUAAAUUGAUUCAAGUUGGCUGUGUUAAAGGCGAGCGUGACGAUGAUUUUUACGAGAGUGCAGUGAAAGAUGACGUCAAAAAACCGGAUUCUCCUGACGUUACGAUAAAUGUUCAUGCGGCUGAAACUUCGGGCUCUCCGAAAGAAUGGUGUUAUUCUAUCAAGCAAGAGGUUACUGAUGAUGAAAUUGAAACUGAAGAUAACAUUGAAAAACAAGAAGUUAUUAUUGAAGUUUCUCCUGAAAAACAAAAAAUGGCUCAGAAUAGAUUGGCACUGGCUGAUUGUGUAAAAAGUGGUAGCGACGGAGACCUCGAGCUUGCAACUAAUGAUGACGUUCAGACUAUCAAAGGCCAACAUAAUUUUGGCAAUUUGUUAGAUUCUCAAAAUAAUCAAGUGUUUGCAUCGUUGAGUUCCAUUGCUUCAGCAGACUUUUGUCAUAAUUUUAAGGAAGAAGUGGACUCCGAAUUAGUGAGAAUUAGUAAGGGAUCUGACUACAGUGAAGAUGACGAAGAGAAUGACGAUAAUGUUGAUGACCGUCCCCAGCAUAAGAAAAAAAACAAAAAAGUUACUUUUUUCAUUGAAGAUGAAAAGAAAUCCAUUUCCAUUGAUCAAAAAAAGAAAUGGUCUCUAAGUAAAUUUAUUGCACCGAAUUGUAUAAAGGGUGAAUAUGACAGUGAUCAAUACGAAAUUAAAGAUAAAUAUGACAUUCAGAAUGCUGACGAUGAAAUAAGUAUUAGCAGCACAGUUUCGUGUGCAUCGACGCAAUCACUGCCUUCGACAGAAUAUUUGUAUAAUAAUGAGCAAGAUGAUGAGCAGGUAGAAGUGACGGAUAAUGAUGGUGAACCUAAUCAAAGCAUAGAAAAACUAGAGAAUAGUGAUAAUGAAGCAUCUAAGGACUAUUUAACUUGUUCUGCCCGUUCGGAAAAAGAAGGAAAAGUUUACGUCUUAAGAUCUGAUAAGCCCACUUUUAGUAUAAUAGAAUGUGAUAAGACAAUGGAAAAUAAUAAAAAUGAGAAUCUACAAAGAGCAAUUCUGAUUGACUCUAUAAAAAGUGAAAAUGAUACUGUUCACGACACAAAUAUAGUCAAGUUAGAAGAUCCCAGCUUUAGUGAUAGUCCUGAUAAUGCUUGUUAUGUAAAAAAAGAAAGUGAUUCUGAAGAAAGUCUAAAUGAGAUAGAAGAAACAGAAAGUAUUCAAAAUGAAGUUGAAAAAUUGUGGCAACUGAACGAGGAAAAAAUGGACACCUACUGCAGGGAAGCAAGGAUUUGUGACGAAAGUACUUUGGAACUGGAAGAAGGAAUUGCAAACUGCGAAAAGAAUCUCGCCAUAUUGAACGAAAAAACUAAACAGCUUUACGAAGAAAUGAUGGCUGUGAGUGCAGAAGGUAUUGAUUUCGAUUUUGAAAUAAAUGAAGAUGAACUAAAUCCAACAAGUGAGACUCAUCAUCAGUUCCAACGAGUAGAUGACUUACAUGAACAGCCUUUGAAUUUAAUCGACGCUAGGCCAGACGUUCUGACAAACGCAUCGUUGUUGUCAACAAUUAUGGAAGAUCCCGAACUCGAAAAGAUUUUAACGGAUUCUUCAUCUUCAUUCAUUUUAAAGAAUGCCUUUCCGAACACAGUAUCAGAUAAUCUGUCGGCUGUUGUAGAAGACACAGAUUGUAUUAAUGAAGUAGAAGAUCCGAAAAUUUCUGAACAUUCUUCACGUUCGAGUACAGCAUCCCCAAAAUCCGAAGAGGAGCAAUUUCCAUGUCGCACGUACGAUUUGGAAGAAAUCACCGAUUCCGAAAUGGCUUACAGCGCCGAUGUGUCGCGCAAUGACGGGCGCCUUCAAAAUACGGUUUGCCGGAACGAUUCGACCAUCUCUGAAACCCGAAUGAGUGCCGGGAAGCGACGCAUAAUGGCGAUCACUCGGAUGCGCAUCAUAGCACCUUUUCGCAAAGCAGUAAAGAGGGCGGCUCGAUGUCCCAAGACGUCAGCGUAAGCGAGGAGUCACC